Molecule: messenger RNA, 837 nt
Organism: Marmota flaviventris (yellow-bellied marmot)
Lineage: Eukaryota; Metazoa; Chordata; Mammalia; Rodentia; Sciuridae
Gene: Ndufs8
Product: NADH:ubiquinone oxidoreductase core subunit S8
Biological process (GO): mitochondrial respiratory chain complex I assembly; mitochondrial electron transport, NADH to ubiquinone
Cellular component (GO): respiratory chain complex I; membrane
Molecular function (GO): NADH dehydrogenase activity; 4 iron, 4 sulfur cluster binding
Source: RefSeq, a predicted model, not a curated record
GUGGGCCCGCUAGAGGUCAUAGGCCUGGAGGGUCCCUUUUGGGCUCUGGCGAAGUGCCAGGCUCUGGACUCACCCUUUGGGGUGUAUGAGUCCCAAUAUAUAAAUCUCAUGACCCCCCUAAUUUGCAGAUGCGCUGCCUGACCAUGCCUACGCUGCUGCGGGCCCUGGCCCAGGCUGCGCGCACAGGACAUCCCAGUGGACGGAGCCUUCACAGCAGCACAGUGGCAGCAACCUACAAGUAUGUGAACCUGCAGGAGCCCGAGAUGGACAUGAAGUCAAUAACCGACCGGGCAGCGAGGACCCUGAUGUGGACUGAGCUCUUCCGAGGCCUGGGCAUGACCCUGAGCUACAUGUUCCGGGAGCCAGCCACCAUCAACUACCCAUUUGAGAAGGGCCCGCUGAGCCCGCGCUUCCGUGGGGAGCACGCGCUGCGCCGCUACCCAUCUGGGGAGGAGCGCUGCAUCGCCUGCAAGCUCUGUGAGGCCGUCUGCCCUGCCCAGGCCAUCACCAUCGAGGCUGAGCCCAGGGCUGAUGGCAGCCGCCGGACCACCCGCUACGACAUCGACAUGACCAAGUGCAUCUACUGCGGCUUUUGCCAGGAGGCCUGCCCUGUGGACGCCAUUGUUGAGGGUCCAAACUUCGAGUUCUCCACGGAGACCCACGAGGAGCUGCUGUACAACAAGGAGAAGCUGCUCAACAAUGGGGACAAGUGGGAGGCUGAGAUCGCCGCCAACAUCCAGGCCGACUACCUCUACCGGUGACGCGCCCGCCCGCCCAGCUCAGCCCCCCAGCUCAGCCCCAGGCCCCGCUGCCCAAUAAAAGAGCCUGCUCUCCCUA